AUGUAUACAAACACGCUAAGCCUGUUCCUGGCUGCUGUCUCAGGCUUGACGCUGUCGGAAGCAUCUGCUCUCCCACCUCAUCCUCCUGCAGGCUCUCCUGGUGGUCAUCCUCCUCCCCCUGGCCCUGGCAUUGGUCCUCACGGUCAUUCUGGGCCCAGGGGUCCUCCUCCUCCCCCCGGUCCCCCUGGUCCUCCUGGUGGUCAUCCUCCUCCCCCUCCUCCUCCCAGUGUUCCUACUGUUCAACUUCGUAACGGCAGCUACCAAGGCUCUCUCCGUUUCUCCUCCCCCAAGGCUCUCGAUGAGGCCUGGACUGGUCACCGAGAUGCUAAGGAGUUUGGAUGGAUGUGCAUCGGUUAUGGUUCCGAUACCCAGGCCCUUGGUAGCCCUGUCAAUGAGGACUGCUUGACGAUCAACAUCGUUCGUCCCUCUGGUGUCGAUGCUGGAGACGAACUUCCUGUCGGUCUGUGGGUCCACGGUGGUAGCUACACCAACGGCGGUUCCCGCGAUCCCAGAUACAACCUCAGCUGGAUUGUGGACCAGUCCGUCAAGGAGGGCAAGCCUAUCAUUGCUGCCUCCAUCAACUAUCGCGUCUCCCAAUGGGGUUUCCUCUUCAGUGAUGAGAUGCAGAAGGAGAACGCUGGUAACCUUGCAUUCAAGGAUCAGCGCAUGGCCAUGAAGUGGCUCCAGGACAACGUCGCUGCGUUUGGUGGAAGCCCCGACAAGGUCACCGUAUGGGGAGAGUCAGCCGGUGCUCGAUCCCUCGGUAUGCAACUUGUUGCCUACGAUGGUCAGCAUGAUGGUCUCUUCCGCGCUGCCAUCCUAGAGUCUGGCAGCCCUGUUGCCCUUUUCGGAAACGCUACUACGUGGCAAGGUUACUACGACGCUCUCGUCAAGAAGACUGGAUGCGAUGCCUCCUCCAACUCCCUCGACUGCCUCCGUGAGCUCCCCUGGGAGACCCUCAACAACAUCUUCAACAGCACCACUGCCCUCGGCGUCCCUACUCCUCCUCUUACUGCUGUUGUCGAUGGUGACUUCAUGACUGCUCAGGCUCCCGAGCUCCUCCGCUCUGGCAAGUUUGCCCACGUUCCCCUCCUGAUGGGCAACAACUUCGAUGAGGGUACCGCCUAUGGCAAGAAAGGAAUCAACACCACCGAGCAGUUCCAGUCUUGGAUCUCCAGCCUCGGCCUCGAUAAGGAUGCUGUCGCCACUGCUACCGAGCUCUACCCUGAUGACCCCGCAAAGGGUAUUCCCGCCUCUUUCGUCGGCCGACCUCAGAACGAGUAUGGUCUCCAGUGGAAGCGAUCUGCUUCCUUCGCUGGUGACUUCCAGCAGCACUCUGGCCGCCGUCUCUUGGCUGAGACCUUCUCUGGUGCCAACAUUCCCGUUUUCACUUAUCUUUGGAACGUCUACGUCAACGGCCUCCCCCCUAUCCUCGGAGCCACUCACUUCCAGGAGGUUGCCUUCGUCUUCAACAACAUCAAGGGUGUUGGAUAUACUGCUAACCCAUUCGAGGGCAAGCCUGAAACCUUUGUCCAGCUCGCUGAUCUCAUGAGCAAGAUGUGGGUUGCCUUUAUGCACGACGUUACCCCCAACACUGUCAAGACUGCCCCUGAGCACGUCGCCUGGCCUCAGUACACCCUUGAGGAGCCCCUUAACAUUGUUUUCGACGUGAACAAGACUGGACUUGGCUACACUGCUGUUGAUGACACCCAUAAGAAGGAGAUCGCUUUCCUCCUUGAGGACGUUUAUGCUUAA
Messenger RNA from Fusarium graminearum PH-1, 1755 nucleotides. RefSeq lists its product as uncharacterized. NCBI's taxonomy places the organism in Eukaryota, Fungi, Ascomycota, Sordariomycetes, Hypocreales, Nectriaceae. The transcript has 3 exons. The record is from RefSeq and is a predicted model, not a curated record. The coding region runs from base 1 to 1755 and encodes 584 amino acids.